Amphimedon queenslandica is the source of this 2061-nucleotide messenger RNA. RefSeq lists its product as uncharacterized. NCBI's taxonomy places the organism in Eukaryota, Metazoa, Porifera, Demospongiae, Haplosclerida, Niphatidae. The transcript is spliced from 6 exons. Gene Ontology annotation, biological process: regulation of ARF protein signal transduction. The record is from RefSeq and is a predicted model, not a curated record. Bases 46 to 2046 code for a protein of 666 amino acids. Gene Ontology annotation, molecular function: guanyl-nucleotide exchange factor activity.
AGAGAGACACGCCCUAGAGCUAGUUGAUCUGCGAGAGAAGGAGAGAUGUCAUCAAGUUCCUCGCCUGGGGAAGGCUAUGAGAAGGCCCUAGGUCUCCUACAGCAGCUCCAGAAUACAAUAGAGACCCAGCAGAAGGAUAUAUCUCGGCUGCAGUCCAGAGUAAAGAGUCUUAGAGGACAGAAUGAUGAGCUGAGGAGAGAGAGGGACGAGCUACGUGAGAGUCUUGCGGACAAGAUGAACAAGAUUGCAGAGCUGAGCAGGAAAACCUCUUCAAUGAAAGGACGGGCUAGUCUCCCUUCCUUACAAAAUAGCAGCAACAGUCCUCCUGUUCCAAGAGAGCCUGACUUCAGAUUCAGUGGAGAUUACGCUGAGCCAAUACCUCUGGUGACAGUAGAGGGUUGUCAAGUGGAGGAGGAAGGAGCUUUGGAGCAAGGAAAAGUUACACUGAGGAGAAGUCGUUCACGCGGUGACAGUGAAAUCAGGAAAGGAGUCUAUCUGCCAAGCACUCCUCCUAUCGUCCCAAGGCAAUCACGCCGUGAGUCAAAGAAAGAGAGAGAAGAAACCAACACAGAACAAGAAGAGCAAGAAGAGGAUCAGGAUAGUUCAGAGGAAGAGGAGGAAGAAGAAGUAUCUAUUACUCCAGUGCCACAGCAUCUCUUGGACAGUGAGAGGUUCAAUAAUUCCUCAGACAUGAGUACAGACCUCUCCAGCAAUGAGGGAUCCAUCACUAGUAUGGACGACUGCAGGAGUCCUGCUUCAAGUGUCACUGCAUCUCCUACUCACGACUCCAUUAACUUCGUGUUCAUGCAGACACCAACGGACUCAAGAGGCUUUCCUCAGUUUGGGAGUGAGGAAGAGGAUCACCCAAUCACUGCCUCCAUGCCGCCAAUGAGGAGUCGCCUAGCAACUGUUGCUCACGUUGCCCAGAGAAGAAAAAAGACCACAGACGAUAAAGUAACCAAAUCUACAUCACUUCACAGACAGAACUCCUUCCCGAGACGAGGAAGGAAGUUGAGUGAAAAUGAAGAUAGUUUUCAGCUUUCACCGGACAUGGAGUUAAAAAUACAACAGCUGAUACAAGAAGGCCUCGGUAAGAAAUAUGGCGGACUUGACAGAGCCAACCGAGCAGCUGGUGUGAUCCAGAAAGCUUAUCGCAAGCAUAAGAUUGACCUCCAUUUUAAAAUGUUGCGUAAAAUGCAGCAAGACCAGGCUGGUGGGAUCAGAGAGAGGAGAAGAACAAUGUCAGUUAGACACAGGGCAACCAGCAUCCUUAAGAACAAGCUCAGUGCCACCAAAAUGACACAAGUCAGGGAGAACAUGUCCGGACUGAGUCCCUCGAUAUCUCGUAGGGAACUCCGCAAGAAGCCAAGCCCAAGCUCUAGCACUAUUGCAGAGAGUUCUUCGAGCAGUUCCUUAAAGGCUGACGAAGGUGAGGAUGAAACUCCUCCUAGCAUAUUCGAAGGAUUAUCAAGCACUACCUUGAGGGAGUUAUUUCCACCUGGCCCUCCCCGCCAACUGAGUAAAUCAGCUUUAGAAAGGAAGAAGAACAUUGGGACAAACAUAUUCAACAGGAAGCCAGUGAAAGGUAUCCAGUAUCUGGUGUAUCAUGGCGUGUUGAAAGACGACCCAUCCGAUGUGGCCAACUAUAUGAAGGAUCAAUAUGGCCUCAGUAAAGAAAGGAUUGGGGAAUUUGUUGGUGAAAUACGCUAUGACUUUAACAUGCUUGUACUAGAGUGCCUGGUCCAGCUGAUUGAUCUUAGUGGAAAGUCAAUUGAUGAAGCUUUGAGAAGCUUUCAACUUUUAUUCAGAAUGCCUGGCGAGGCUCAGAAGAUAGACAAAGUGAUGCAGGUUUUUGCUGGUGAGUAUUACCAUAGUAACAAAGAUGGAGGCAUCAUCAAGUCAGAAGACGCUGCUUACGUCCUAUCAUUUGCAAUAAUGAUGCUACACACUGACCUUCACAAUCCUUCGGUUAAGAGACACAUGUCAAAGAAUGACUGGAUCAAAAUGAACAGAGGUAAGGUGAAAAUGGAUGGAAUUCUCUCCUAACCAUUUUAUGUGCAA